This is a messenger RNA of Candoia aspera, 3260 nucleotides long. RefSeq names its product OFD1 centriole and centriolar satellite protein (gene OFD1). NCBI's taxonomy places the organism in Eukaryota, Metazoa, Chordata, Lepidosauria, Squamata, Candoiidae. Bases 2 to 3019 code for a protein of 1005 amino acids. The record is from RefSeq and is a predicted model, not a curated record. Gene Ontology annotation, cellular component: ciliary basal body; centrosome. The transcript is spliced from 23 exons. Gene Ontology annotation, molecular function: protein binding. Gene Ontology annotation, biological process: epithelial cilium movement involved in determination of left/right asymmetry.
GAUGUCUUCAGCUGAAUUUAAGGCUCUGUCACAAGAUGAGCUCCGGAAACGAUUAUACCAGACAUUUAAAAAUCGAGGAGUUUUGGACACACUUAAGACACAACUCCGAAAGCAGCUCAUACAUGAACUAAUGAAUCCAGUUUUAUGUAGAGAAAUUCUCCCAAAGGCUAUUUCUAGUGAAUGCAGUUCAUUGAUCAUUGUUGCUUGUAAUAGUUUGGUGGCAAAUCACUUGCGAAGGUGUGGCUAUGAAUAUUCACUGUCUGUCUUUUACCCAGAAAGUGGAUUAGAAAAGGAUAAAGAGCUUAGUAUACAAGAUCUGCUCCGGCUAAUUAGGAUCAGUCCAACGAGUGACCUUUAUAAAAUGCUGAUUUCAGAUUCAACAAAAACCAGCAUGAAAGGCUUUCUUGUACAGAUUUUAACAGAAUUGGUAGAAUACAAUCUCUGUAAGGAGACCUGUAAUACAGAAACCCAGACAAGUUCAACACUCUACAAAGAAUCUCUCGCUGAGAAACUCCAACUAAUUGAUGAACAGUUUGCGGACAUGUAUCCUCAGCGUCAUUUAUCUGAGUCUUUUCAUGUAAAGCUUGCUGAAUAUAAAAGAGAAAUAGAACAACAGCUGCAAUCAGAAAUGGCUCAAAAGUUACAACACUUCAAGGAUGUUGAAAUUGCCAAAAUUAAAAUGGAUGAAAGGGCACAAUCCCAGAAAGAAAUUUCAGAGCUUCGGAAACAGUUUCAAAGAGAUCAUCAAGCCAAGUCAGAGGCUCUAACCUCUCGAGAAAGAAAUGCUAUUGAGCGACUUCAUAAGCAGCAAGAGAUUGAUGCAAAAGAAAUUUACCUGCAAAGACAGACCUUACUGAAAGAUAUUGAAACAGUAAGAAGCCGAGAGGAAGAACUGAAGAAGAGAAUAGAAGCUUUUGAAAUAGCUCAAAAGCUUCAAGAAUCAAAGAAUAAAACUGUUGAAGAUGCACUUCAUCGGCGGGAGAUUGCUGUGAAGAACAUUGAGGAGACAUAUGACCAGAAGUUGAAGAAUGAGCUGCUAAAAUAUCAACUUGAAUUAAAAGAAGAAUACAUAACCAGGACAAAAAAGAUUGCUGAAAAUGAGAGAGAACAAAAAGAAAAGGCUAUGCUUUUGCAUGAAGAAACCAAUUCACUUAAUUCAAAAAAGCAAGAAUUCAACCAAGCUGUUUUGCGUGCAAAAGAACUUGAGCUGGAAAUCAGUUCAGCCAAGGCUGAAGUUUUAUUACUGAGCAAACAGAAUCAGUUGUUGACAGAAAAACUGAAAGAAGUUUCAGAUUAUCCUACACUAAAAGAGGAGAAAAUAGAGUACCAAGUGCAGAAUAAGCUACUUGAACAGCAGUUGGAGGAAGCACACAAUGAAAACCUACGACUCCAAGACAAGCUGAGUCGUCCAUCAUCUGACUUUGUGGUCCUUCAAGCACAAUUAAAAAGAGUAGAACAUGCAAGAAAGCUUGAAUGUGAGGGGUCUGAAACUCAUAAACAGGUCUUGGAAAAACAGUUACAAAAGGAGAGGGAUCACUGUAUACAGUUAAAGUCCCAGUUAUCAGAAUAUGAAAAUACCAUCAGGAAGUUAAAUGUACAGAUAGAAGAAUUAAAGUUACAGUGGAAGCACAUGCAGACAGCAUUAGAAAAUGAAGUGUAUCGGAAUCCUAAGCCUUCUCUGGUUGAUCGUUCCGUCAUUGACUUGAUUGAUGAUAAGAUCGUUCCACAUGAUAUUUAUGUAGAUCGUGCUUUCUUGAAAACUCAGCCAGUGACCACUAUUGGAAUGGGAAAUACUGCAAGUCCCGGUCAUCAUAAUCACAUCCUAAAAUUCAGCAUGUCACCAGAUUCUGACUUAGAAUUUGUAGCUACUACAAAGGCUCGGAUAAAAGAACUGGAAAGAGAAGCUGAGUACUUAGAAGAGGCCUACAGGAAUUACCAGCACAAAGUCACUCAGAGAGCAGUUGGCCCAACAAAGAUCUCAUCUUCCCAAUCACCAAAUAACCAUAUCCUGGUAUCUCAGCAAAGAAAGAUAUCUACACGGGAGAAUUUGUUUUCCCAGGAACAUUCUCUUCACUUUCAAAAAAGUAAAAGCUGUACCUGGACAUCAGGAGAUGGGAAUCAUGUGAAAGUUCAUUUGAGUACCACCACAAAAAAACCUUCCAGGCGUCUCUCUUCUACUCCUGUUUCUAAAGCAAGGCAAAACAUCAGUAAAAAUCUGUUUAAUGAAGAUACCACUGGCUCAUCUCUUGCUGUUCCUCUUGAGAAUGCUAAUCAGCCUCUGUCUCCUAUUCUGAGAAUAGGAAACUGCUCAUCUCCUGAUUCAGCUUGCUCAUCCCCACUCCCCAACAAACAAAAGUUAAGUCUAUAUCAAGAACUAGAGAACCAUCAGAAUAGUAACAACACUGCAGAUCCUGUAAAACCUUUGGAUGAAGACCUUGGAAACAACAGUCCUGUUAAUGACUAUCCAGAGGACAUUCCAGAACAGCUCAAAAGCAAUGUGUCCCAUCCAUCUGGAGACAUAGUUAGUUGGAACCAUGUUCCAGGCUCCAUGCCAGCAACAGGCAUUUCACAGCAGGAGAUAAGUAGAACAGAGAAAACAGUCUUAGAGGGAAGACAUCCUGAAGAACAAAAGGAGCCAGAAUGGGAAGAAGAAAGGGCUGAAGAAGAGAAAAGGCAAAGUGAGAAGUCUUUGGAAAGAGAUGAAGGAGAACUGGAAAAACUGGAUCAGGAAAUACAUGUCCAAGAGUCAUUGGGAAUGAAUGAAGAGAUUCAAAAUGAAACAGUAACAAAUGUGCAGACAAGUACUCUGAAGUCUGAAGAACACUGUGAUGCUGAUGCUUCCAAUCCACUGGAAAAAUACAUGAAAAUAAUACAGCAGAAUCAAGCUAAAGAACAGGAAAAGAAGGCUGAGAAGGAAGCAGUUGAAAUAUCAUCUGAGGGACUACUAGGCAGUGAAAGGGAGGACAGCUUUAGCGCUGCAGACAUUCUCCAUGAAGGACCUGAUGACAAUUUCUGGUGAAGAUGAGGUAGUGGUAACCAGAACAAAAAGCCUGAUACGGAAGGAAAAUCCUCAGGCAAUAAGGAGAAUGAUUUUGCACAGCCUUACAUAUUUACAUCUGUAAAAUCAUUAAUGAAGAAAUAAUAUAUCUGUAUACAUUGCAGGCUUUGAAAAAACAGUUUUGGUACUUUGUAAUACUUUACAAAAUGUUUCUUUUGUGAACAACCGGUUUAAUCUGUUCUAUUGUAUGAUAGAAGAAGCA